Messenger RNA from Canariomyces notabilis, 1360 nucleotides. Its product is annotated as FAD/NAD(P)-binding domain-containing protein. Bases 1 to 1185 code for a protein of 394 amino acids. The transcript has 3 exons. Lineage: Eukaryota; Fungi; Ascomycota; Sordariomycetes; Sordariales; Chaetomiaceae. The record is from RefSeq and is a predicted model, not a curated record. Gene Ontology annotation, molecular function: FAD binding.
AUGACCAUCGGCCCAAAAUCUGUCAUCAUUGUCGGUGGCUCUCUCGCUGGCCUGAUGCACGGUGUAUAUUUCAAAAGACGCGGCACCGACGUUGUCAUUCUCGAACAGGAUCCCAACCCGAUCCGUGGCAGCCACCAAGCGGGCAUCGCCAUCGGACCCGCUGUCGAGGAAUUCCUGACCAAGUACGACAAGACGGGCGUACAGAGCUGUACGCCGCCCAUGACGGUUCGCCUUGCGUUCCGUAAGCAACCCGAGACUAAGCGGCUCCUCAAAAGCGCCGGCCGUAACCAGACGAGCUGGGGUCUGCUGUACCGUAUUCUCCGGGCCAACUUUGACGGCAUGGCAUCCGAUGCCGUUCCCAACCCGCCUUCGGCCAGGGAGGAGGGCGAGGGCCGAGUGCAGUACUACACUGGGCAGCGGGUUACGAGGCUGGAGUAUGACCGCGAUAAACAGGUCGUGUCGGCCACGUUUGUCGACCAGGGUGAUGGAAAGGAGGAUACAAUGACGGCCGAUUUGGUGAUCGGUGCCUAUGGUGGACGUUCAACCGUCAGGACCCUGCUGGAGAAUACAUACUUUGAAAACCAAUUUACCCUUAGCUUCCUCAAAAAGAGCUACAUAGUUAGCUACAACAUCCCCCCUGACACGCCCUCCUUCACCCCCGGUACCCGCCUGAUCAACUGGGUAUGGUACAGCAACGUGGACGAAGCCUCGCCAGCCAUGGCCGAAAUCCUAACCGAUAUCCACAACCGCCUGCAUGGCAAUACCAUGCCCGCCGGCCUGGUCCGCCCGGAGGUAUGGAACCGGCAGGUCGCCAACACCCUCCCGCACAUGGCCGGCCCGCUCGCCGAGCUCAUCUCGGCGACGCACCAGACGGCCGUCUUCGUCACUAAGGUCCACGACGCGCUCUGCCAGGCGCCUGUCUUGUGCGACGGCAAGGUGAUCCUGGUCGGUGAGACGCUCGCGGCCUUUAGGCCCCAUUUCGCUCUCGCCACCGAGCAGGCGGCCCGUCAUUGCUUGGCCUUAGCCAAGGUGCAGGAGGGAGAGAAGAGCCUGGAUCAGUGGGCGAGGGAGGCGAGGGUAUAUGGGAAGAGAAUGUGGCUGGCUAGUAGGCUGCUUGGGAUGUUUGGGUGGGCUGGUGGUGGGAGUUUUUCAAACCACUAUGUCUGUAUGUCGCGUUCUUGGUGAAGCUCAAGUUUGGGUUGGAGUGAGGGGCCGUGUUUGGCGCCUGAAUUGUCUAGAAAACCUUACAUGAGUGUGGAUGUAUCUCGUAACUCAGACCAAUGGGUGUUGCCGCAGUGGUUGCUUCGCAACCCUUUUAGCUUACUAGCUUCCUACCAGUGACUUUGACUGGGCCACAACC